Molecule: messenger RNA, 1354 nt
Organism: Strigops habroptila (Kakapo)
Lineage: Eukaryota; Metazoa; Chordata; Aves; Psittaciformes; Psittacidae
Gene: HEXIM1
Product: HEXIM P-TEFb complex subunit 1
Exons: 1
Coding region: 187-1092 (301 amino acids)
Biological process (GO): negative regulation of transcription by RNA polymerase II; negative regulation of cyclin-dependent protein serine/threonine kinase activity
Cellular component (GO): nucleus; nucleoplasm; cytoplasm
Molecular function (GO): 7SK snRNA binding; cyclin-dependent protein serine/threonine kinase inhibitor activity
Source: RefSeq, a predicted model, not a curated record
CGGCGGCGCGUGCCAUGCGCGCGGGGGGGCGGGCCCGGCGGCGUUAACCCUUCCGUGACCGGUGACCGGCGGCGGCGACCCCCGGGGGCUCGGCCCCGCGCCAUGGCCCAGGCGGCUUGAGCCGGAGGAGGGGGGGGCGGCCCCAUGCGGCGCGUGUAGCGCCCGUCCCCGAGGGAGCGGAGCGCGAUGGCUGACACGGUGCCCGCCGAGCCGCAGCCUCAGGGCGAAGCGGAGCCCCGCUGCGAGCCCGGGCCGGAGCCGCGGCCGGAGCCCCAGCCGGAGCCAGACCGCGGCGGCGCGGAGGAUGGCGAGGCCGAGCGGCUGCCGCCCCCCGGGGCGGAGGAGGCGGCAGCGGGAGGCGCCGAGGGGCGGCCGCCGGCGGCGGGUGGAGCGGCGCGUCCUGGCCUGGGCCCGCGGUACCGGGCGGCGGUGGGCCGAGCUGAGGAGUGGCCGGUGAAGAAGAAGCACCGUCGGCGGCCGUCUAAGAAGAAGCGUCGCUGGAAGCCAUACUCGAAGUUGAGCUGGGAGGAGAAGCAGCAGUUCGACGAGCGGCAGAGCCUCCGCGCCUCCCGGCUGCGCGCCGAGAUGUUCGCCAAGGGGCAGCCGGUGGCUCCCUACAACACGACGCAGUUCCUGAUGGAGGACCACGACCAGGAGGAGCCCGACUUGAAAACGGGGCUGUACCCGCGGCGAGCGGCCGCCAAGUCGGACGACACGAGCGAGGAGGAUUUCCUGGAGGAAGCGGCGGACGAGGACGGGGGAAGCGACGGGAUGGGGGGUGACGGCAGCGAGUUUCUGCAGAGGGACUUCUCGGAGACAUACGAGCGGUACCAUGUGGAGAGCCUGCAGAACAUGAGCAAGCAGGAGCUGGUGAAGGAAUACCUGGAGCUGGAGAAAUGCCUUUCCCGUAUGGAAGAGGAGAACAACCGGCUGAGGAUGGAGAGCAAAAAACACGGGGGGGAGGCGGCGGAGGCGGCGCGGGUGCGGCAGCUGGAGCUCGAGGUGGACAGGUUGAGAGCCGAGAACCUGCGGCUGCAGCGGGAGCGGGACCCGCCCCGCGCCGAGAAGGGCCCCUGCAAGCCGGGGGAGUGACCGGGCCCGGCCCCGAGCACCGGGCGGGGGGGGGGGAGGCGGAGGGAGAGGGGGGGUGGGGAGGGGGUUGAUGUGUUGGUGGUUUCGGGUUUAUGAUUUUAUUAUAUUUUUUUUUUUCUGUGUCUAAACCAAAAAGUGGAAAAAAAAAAAAAAACCCAAGAAAAAAAAAACCUCCCCAGGAAAGCUGUAAAUUGGCCCAAACUGACUAUAAAAAACAAAACAAAAAAAAAAUAGGUCUAAUAAAUUUAAUUACUUGUAACUG